CACACAGGGAGGGCCUUGUGUCCGUCUCGCCAGUAGAAGAUUACAACCCAUUGCAAGAUGAUUUUCCGAUGUCAGUUGAGGAAAAUGAUGCUGAUGGCAGUGAUGAUGAAUUUGACGAGGAUUCACCCUGUGUAUCAUUAGAUCCAGACAAUGAUCCAAAGUUUUAUGCAAUGAAAUACAGUAUAACACCCCCUACAGAUCAAAGGCGUAUGAAACGAGAAAAAAGUAAGCAUCAAUCUAAUACACUUCGGGUGUCACAGAAAGAACAUAGGGAAAAGAUUGAGAUGAGGAGGAAAACUCUGGGACGUGGCCCUGUGAAUGUGAUAAAGGAAAGAUAUGGCGGAGAUCAAAUGUUCUCAAUGCUCAGUGGUGUAGACUCGGAUGAUAAUCUUGAAAGAGAUGUUCCUGAGAAUGAGAAAGAAAAGAAAAAAAAAGAUAGUCGAGAAUCUAAAAAGAAGGUUCUGACAACAACAAGGGCCUAUGAUCGAACUUUAAAAAGAACUUCCAGUGAUUUAACAGCGCUAAAUACAGACACUGCUGAAGUUCCACUGUAUUCAACAAUUACUCGACCACUUGACAGUUCUGGACGAUUUUCUGGUCUGGGAAAACCAUCUCCUCUUACAUUAAGUGGCAGUGGGGUAUUCGGAUCUAUGGCUCUAGGUAUGAGCUGGGGGCGUGACUUCAGAAGGCAAUCAAUGGCAAAUGUGGAGUGCCCAAAAGAUCGUGUGGAAUUCUACAAGAUAUUCCAGGCUCUGAUCCACAUGGGGUCACAAGGAGGACGGAAGGAUAAGGAUACCAAAGGAAAAGACAAAAACAGUAACCCAUACUACCGAAGACAGAUGAGUACAGAACAGGAGCUGCUUCAGGAAAGGUUUAGUGACUUUCUCUGGCAGGAACUGCAGUGGGAACUCCAUGGUUAUGGGGAUGACAGACUGAAAAUUGAACGUGCCAAAAUACCGGAAGUAUUAGAUAAAGUUACAAGUUUCAAAAUUACUGUUUUUGACUUUGGGGAAGAGAUGGUGGACUCUGGUAUGAAAGAGAUUAAUUUUCUCUCUCCAGCUAAAGCAGCAAAAAGAGAUAUAUUUGAAUUCAACACCUUGACUCUAAGUCCAACUUUUAUUAAGAGACAGCUUGAAGCAUUAAAUCAAGUAGAGGAACUGCUAUCCAAAUUAGAUGCUUUGGAGCAACUGUUUCCAACAUCAAAAGCAUUUGCCAAAGAGUUCCCUUUGUAUGGGACACCAAACUUCAAAGAUCGUGUAAAGUCCUUAUAUCUAUGGUUGAACAUUACUAGAGAUCUUUGUCACAAAAUGAAACUCUUAGGUAAGAUAUUAGGUGUCCAACAUCUUUCUGAUGUAUUUUGGCCUAUGUUAGACUUUGAAACACCCUCCACAGCUGAACCUAGGGCUAGCUUUAGUCACUAUCGAUCUAGCUUACCGGAGAUCCUUGAACCAGGUUUAAGUGAUGAUGAAGAUAUUGAAGAAGAUGAGGAAGGAAGCAGUGAAAUCAUCAUCUCUGAAGAAGACAGAACCCCAUCACCACAAAUCAAAACAUCGAAAAAAGUCCAGUUUUCACUUGGAAGUGAACGUUCUUCUAGGAACUCAAGCCCUAUCACAGUGGACAUGCCGGAGACAUCCACACCAGUGAAGCAACCACCUUCCACGAUACGAUACUGGACCCCAUCCACCAGUCUCUCUCACAUUUCGAGUGAAACCAGUCUGGAUGAAAUGACUGUGGUUACUAGCUGUGCAUAUAGGAAAUAUGUAGACAAGACAUUGCGGAGAAUGGGAAUGAACAAAAUGCUUAUACGAUUCCGUAAGCUCUUAGAUAGGACUUUACAGAGGGCUAAGGAGGCAUUAGAGAAACCAAAAGGACUAAAUGUAUCAGACAUCAACAGUAAAUCACCAGUUGAAGAGAAAUCCCACCUGUCCUCCUCACCAGGGCUUGACCUGUUGCCAUCAGAGCUGACAUCCCCGACAACAGUAACGUACCACAGGAGUGCAAGCCAGACUGACCAGGAGCCCUUGGUGGCUCACUUUAUAGAGAUGGGCCUGCCUUCAUUCCGACCUAGCUACCUCUUUCUCCUCAAUGUGUUCCUGGAAGUUAUCCAUGAAGCCCUGAGGCUGAGGCUGGAACAGAGACCCAAAGGGGAACCGUCAUUCCUCAGUAUUCGCCCUCUGCUUCGUGAGUGUAAGGAUGUGUUGCGGGGUGCGGUCAUAGUAAAGCAGUACUACCAACAAAUGGUGGCCUCAGUGAGAUCUGAUGAGGAGUUUGCAGAGGAAGAGGAAAACUUUCCUGACCUGGAACAAUUUGAUGACGACAUGAGGAAGAUGCUGGAAAUCUACUUCACAUACAUCCAGAACUGGUUGAUAACCCUGCAAAACUUGCCUGAGGCUUCCAGAAGUCUCAAAAAUGUUCUGGAACAGGAGUGGAGUUUCACAAAACAGAUCUGUCCCCAUGUCAGAGGAGGAGAGGCUGAGGCUGGCAAACGAUUCAGCUCAUUGGCAAGCAGUCUACUGUAUUCUAUUGCCGAUUUCCUGGACUCUGGCAUUGACGAUUUCAGUACAUCAUUGUACGAUUGGACAGUUCUAGAUGAUGAUGAUGAUGAUGACGACGAUGAUGAAGAUGGAGACAAUGAAUAUGAUGGUGCUACAGGAAGUGACAAUGAGAGAAAUGAGGAAGACAAAGAAAGGGAGGAAAAGGAAAAGUCGCACAUAUUAGAGCUCAGGCAUUCAUUCCAGAAAACAUCCAGAAAAUGCAAAAGUUUGUUCAAUGAAGCAAGAGAGAGAGCAUCAAAAGCACUAGGGUUUGCCAAAACAUUACGUAAGGACCUAGAAAUUGCUGCAGAUUUUAAUAUAGCAGAGACCACGGUAGAACUGCUGGAAAAGUUACAGGAAACUGACCAUGUCAUGGUGGAAGCUUCAUUGAACAAGGGCUACCUUAUGUUCAUCCCGUCCAGUAUUAUGGACUGUCGCCAACUCAUCAUCCAAUUGCUGAAUGUGACUUGUGGGCGGGAGGACCUGACUGGAUCUCAUGACAUCAACCAGAGGGAUGAGGGAUACCUUCUCAUGGUUAACUGUAGUGGGGGAACUGAACAUAGGGAGGAGUGUCCCUUGUGGACAGGGGAGACAAUCAAAGUGGAGCCUACAGCAGACACAGCAAUUGCUCUCUCACAUAUUGAGGUUGAUGGCCUCCUGUUAGUUGUGAUCCAUUCCUCUCACCUAAUGACACAGAGGAAAGAAUUUGAGCAGCUGAUGGGGAAAUCUGUAGCUCUGGUCAACGAGCAGACAUCCUGUCACCAAGCCAUUGCAGAAUCUCUGGGUGAACUCAAGGAGGCCGCAGAGCAGCUUCAGGAGAAGGUGGUGGCUGCCAUUAAGGAGGUGGACACCAAACUCAACUUUGAUGACAUUGCCAAACUUGAGGACAACGAGAGAAAUCACCUUUUGAAUCUCUACAGAGAAACCAUGCUCAAGGGAUACAACUUUGGUUUUGAAUACCUGAGGGAGGUGACUCGUCUGGUUACAGGAGAGCCACGACAAAACUUAGGACGACGGCUAGUCAACUUUGCUCAGGACUGGAUGAACUUUGUGAUGGAGAAAUGUGAACGUGGCAGAGGCAUGAGACCCAAGUGGGCCAGUCAAGGUUUUGAUUUUCUCAUUACUGCCUGUGAGCCCAGAGUCCUGGCUUAUCUUAGUAUGGAGGAGUUUGAGAAACUGAAACACGAUAUACACAACUGUAUUUCCCAUGUUAUUGGCCAAGCUGAGAAGUACACGCCUGUCAGCCCAACUCAUGGUCCUAUACACAUGUCACGGUCAGGCAGCAGUGACAUAGGCAGCAGUCGUCAGCCUCCGUACCUCCGCUUUCCAUCCUGGCCAGAACAACAGGGCAAGGUUUCAAGGUCUUUAUCGAACCGAUCAGCACAGAGUGAGCCACCCAACACUCCCCAGUCAGCUGACUCAAGAUCAGGGUAUAAGCGUCUCUCGACAGAUAACUCACCGGAGGUAGAUUUACACGACACAGAGGACGGUCCACCUGCUGAUAUAUUCCUGAGGAGGCGCAGUAGAGCGAGUUCUGGUGACCUUGGGAGUGCAAUGAAUGCCACCACACGCACUGAACGGUUGAUGGCAGCUGUUGAUCAUCUAGAAGAGAUACGAGAUGAAAGAUUGCAAGAAAAGCGUGUAGUAGGAAGGAAGACCAGUAGAAGGAAUGAACCUGAGCAGCGCAUCAGUGCCCGAAGAGUAAACUUCCGUUGGCAGAGAGGGACAAAAAUUGGGGAAGGUCAGUUUGGCAAAGUAUUUUCAGCAGUCAAUAUGGACACUGGUGAACUGAUGGCCAUGAAAGAGAUGAAGUUUCAAAUCAAUGACCACCAAGCAUUAAAGGAAAUAGCAGAUGAAAUUACACUAUUUGAAGGGAUACUACACCCCAACCUUGUUAAAUAUUAUGGUGUUGAGGUGCACAGGGAUGAAAUGUUGGUGUUUAUGGAGUAUUGUGACCGGGGGACACUAGAAGAGGCAGCAAAGAUGGGUCUUCCUGAGCCGCUCAUCCGUAUCUACACCAAAGAGAUUCUGUUGGCCGUCAACCAUCUCCACGACAACAACAUUGUACACAGGGAUAUCAAAGGUGCAAAUAUUUUCCUGACAUCAAGUGGAUGUCUAAAACUUGGAGAUUUUGGUUGUUCAGCAAAGUUAAAAAGCCACACAACAAUGCCUGGAGAGUUCAACAAUCUGGUGGGGACAACAGCCUACAUGGCCCCCGAGGUGAUCACUAAGGUUGGACACGGUAGAGCUGCAGAUAUCUGGAGUCUUGGCUGUGUUGUCAUAGAAAUCUUUACAGGAAAGAGGCCUUGGCAUGAGUUUGACAACAACUUCCAGAUCAUGUUUAAAGUUGGCAUGGGAGGCACACCUGCCAUUCCAGAAAAGUUGAGCGAGGAGGGCAAGGACUUCUUGUCCUUCUGCUUUGUGCAUGAUCCUGCAGACAGGGCAUCAGCCAGCAUCCUUGCUGACCACGCCUUUGUAAAGGUCUGAUAAUACAUUGAAUACAGACACAGUUGAUAUCCAAGAAGCAGCUUCUCAUGAAAGACCAGAAGACAUUGAAUCUCCACUGGAUUGAUUGCCGUACAGAUUAUAGUAUUGUACAGCAUUUGGAAUGGCUUAUGGAAGAGUGUUAUAUCUGUCACUGGAGCUGCAGACUUUCACGGAUGUUUUAAACAUAUGGAAAGCUUAUCUGCAGUAAUGUCAGGAUGCCAUUCAUCAAGUCAAAAUAUGUCACAAAAUGUUAUAAACAUUAAUCGUGACCAAACUUAUGUGAUAUAGUUAAGUUUUGUCCAAAGACAUUCAUGCAUGAAUAGGUCAUUGUGAUACAUUACAAAAAAAGUGGCCUUUUAUCUGAAGCAUGAAAUUGAUGUAAAUAUUGUAAGUAUAAAAUAUUUAAUCUAAGUUAUCAAAUGUAAAUAGUGCUGACCACCAUAUCUUACCUGUCUAAUGGCAGGAGGACUUUGUGAUAUUUUACGGCGGUGUUGCCAUAGCAACCACAACGUCUGUGAUCAUGAAAGUAUUUUACUGUUUACCCAAAACAGAACCAAUUUUACUAUCUCUUAGUUGCCUAUAAAUUAAUUCUUUAUCUUGAAAGCAGAAUUCAUUUUGAAUGUUAACAGGAAUUCUGAAAACAUCAAGAGAAUUUGAUAAUCUGAUUCUUUUCAUGUACAGAUGAACUUGGUCCAGUUUCCUUAAUUCCAUUUUGUAUUAAUAGUUCUGUGGAAUUGUAUAUUUAAAAAACAAAUUCAAAAGAAUUUUAAUGUUUCCUGUUUUUUUUACAGUUGGGAACAAAUUUCAAUUGGUGACAAUCUGAUCAGAUCACACACAUUUGUUAGCUCUCUGAAGUGCAAUUAUACUGUGUAUGUAUCUUUUCAUGGAUCUACUCUCUGAAUAAUAGAUAAUAUAAUACUUACCAAGAUUCAUUCAACACUUGUCUUCCAUUUCACUUACCUUCAAUUUUAUGUUUUAACAUAUUGGUACUUUAGACUUUUGAUUAACGGUACUUGUAUUUAGCAUAAUUUUGUAUCUGUUCAGACUUUGAAUGUGUUUGUCGAACGAUUCUCGGGUAAAGUCAUACAUUAAAACAGAUUUUGAAGUUAAUAGUACACAUCAUGCCACUGGAUCAAGAAACAUAAUGCAAGGUACCAAUUGAAAUGGACGUAAAUGUAGACUACUCACGUGUUCUUGGUCGAGAAUGACAUGGAAUGUUUUAACAGUCUGGACACUAAAUGAAUGAUCUAUAUUUUUGUUCUUGGUUGAGAUUUCAACAACUCUUACCUAAAUCUCUGUCUUUUCAUAAUCUUUCUGAUAAAAUAAAGGUUGUUACAAAAAAUAAGGUCAUGCAGUACUAGCGUAGGAUUGGUGGACCUGCUUCUUGUUCAAGUGAUACCAGUACAUCACAAUGUUUAGGCUUCAUGUGAUGUACGUUGGUCAUGCAGGAAUGGGAAAUGAUUGUGAUGAAUUUCUUACCCAAUCAUGCAUCGAAGAUUUAAGCGCCAGUAUUUUUUAUCAAUUAAUUAUACAAUGAAAUGUGUUUCCAAAUGCUAGGUUUGUUGAAAACCGAGAUGUUUUUGUCAGUGGUGUUUUGAAAAAGCAAGGAACUUGUUGUGAAUACCUGCAUUAUAGUUGAAAAGUAAAAAGGUUGAAAUAUUUUUAAUGUGAGAAUCUGUUUGUAGUGAUUUUAAAGUAUCAAUCUAUUUUAAUGUCUGUACACAUUUCCAUGUGUCGCCAAAAUGUUGUCUAUAUUUAUUCCUGUAAAGUCAAAAUAACAUGCUUUUUAGCAAAUGAUAAGGACUGGCAUCAGUAUCUGUUGGUAUUCUUCUCAAUCAUUGGUCUUGUCAAUUACAAUGCUGAUCAAGACCAUACUCUACAUAAUUUUUUUUUUAUGACAAUGUUCAGAGAACCCUUUCAAUUUAAAUUAUAACAAUGUUUGUUACAGCAAAAACCUAAGAUAGUGUCACCGUUUGUUCAGCAAACUUGGCUACAUUCGCGUAUCCCGGUUGAAACUGUAAGUGUGGCACAGAAAUAUUCCACGAUAAACGAACGCACUUGGGCCGUUCAAGAAGCAGAGCUUAAAAUGCACAGUUUUGGAGAAUAAAAAACAAUGUAUCAAGAAUAUAGUAUGCCCUUCUUCCAACCUUCCACUGAAUUACAUAACGUAUCUUAAAAACUACAUGUGGCUUGAUAUUGUUUUAGAAAGAAAUAAC
Messenger RNA from Mizuhopecten yessoensis (Yesso scallop), 7237 nucleotides. RefSeq names its product mitogen-activated protein kinase kinase kinase 4-like. Gene Ontology annotation, molecular function: protein kinase activity; ATP binding. The transcript is spliced from 24 exons. The record is from RefSeq and is a predicted model, not a curated record. NCBI's taxonomy places the organism in Eukaryota, Metazoa, Mollusca, Bivalvia, Pectinida, Pectinidae. Gene Ontology annotation, biological process: protein phosphorylation; MAPK cascade. The coding region runs from base 69 to 5021 and encodes 1650 amino acids.